AUGCUUUCGCUGCCGCUGACAUUAAGAUACAAUGUAUUCGUUCAACAGUCCUGUCGAUCCUUGCAUCUUGCGCCGCCAUUCUUGCUGGACGACUAUACUCCUCGCUAUAAUUUAAUCUCGUCCGUAGAUGCAGCGAAGAAGAGAUCCGCUGCCUACGCGCAUCUGCGAGAAUGCAACCUAUGUCCAAGGCUAUGUGGUAUAAAUAGGUAUGAAAAAACGGGCGUAUGUUUGAUUGGGGCAGAUACUGUUAAAGUAAACACUAUUGCGCCUCAUUUUGGAGAAGAGCCCGUGAUACAAGGCCAUAACGGUUCUGGAAGUGUUUUCUUCUCGGGUUGCAAUCUGCGUUGCGUUUUCUGUCAGAACUAUGAUAUUGCCCACCAGCAUAAUGGAUUUGAUCUCUCCCCAGAAGAGCUGGCUGAAUGGUUUAUCAAGCUCCAAGAAGUUGGCAAAGUCCACAAUAUCAACCUUGUAACCCCUGAGCAUGUUGUUCCACAGGUUGCACUGGCUAUUCUCCAUGCUCGCGAUAUAGGCCUUCGGGUACCUAUCAUCUACAACACCUCAUCGUUUGAUUCCUUGGAGUCGAUCACGCUCAUGGACGGACUCGUGGACAUCUACCUUGCAGACUUCAAGGUCUGGAAAGACUCUACGUCAAAAGGUCUACUAAAAGCAGACAACUACGCAUCAACCGCAAUGGAAAGUAUAAAAGCCAUGCAGGCCCAGGUUGGAGACCUUUGCUUUACUGGUGAUGGUAUCGCGAAGAAGGGCGUCUUGAUGCGUCACCUUGUCAUGCCUGGCAAGGAAGACGAAGGCGUAGAAAUCGUGAGGUGGCUUGCGGAAAACGUAUCGAAGGACAUGUAUGUCCAUAUCAUGGAGCAGUACUUUCCAAGAGCACAUGUAGGCAAACCGAAACGCCGCGGUGUGAAAGGCGUCACCCCUGGCGGUAUAGAGGCUAGCUCGGAGAGUGAAGUCAGAUACGAAGAUAUAAACAGAGCUGUCAAGAGCGAGGAACUGUCGACAGUGAAAAAGGCAGCGGUAGAUGCAGGUCUAUGGAGGUUUGUUGACGUGACUGAGCACGCUGGAUUCCAUAAUUGA
Molecule: messenger RNA, 1092 nt
Organism: Pseudovirgaria hyperparasitica
Lineage: Eukaryota; Fungi; Ascomycota; Dothideomycetes; Acrospermales; Acrospermaceae
Exons: 2
Coding region: 1-1092 (363 amino acids)
Molecular function (GO): catalytic activity; iron-sulfur cluster binding
Source: RefSeq, a predicted model, not a curated record